UAUAGUACUGCUGUAUCAUAGCAACUGUGGAGAAUUCUGAAACAGUUAGCUGCGUUCUUUUCCACAAGGAGUUACUAGAAAUGCCUUCAGGAAGCUUAAAAGUGCAACUCUCAGCAGAGACCAGUCUCCGGCCCAGACGAGAACACUGAGUUUGAUGACUGUUGCAGUGCAGAAAGUAAAAGAAUGGCAUUAGCAAGUGGACAGUGGAUGACUAAAGAAGUCAAAGGUGACUCCCCAAGUCCAAGGCAUGGUCAUGCUCUAACAGUGGCUGGAAAUAUAGCAUUUGUCUUUGGUGGCUUUUCUACUACAAACUCACUAGAUGACCAACCAAAAUACAUGAAUGACUUCUAUAUGUUAACAGUUACACCAACAGAUCUGACUUGGGAAGUGGUGCCACAGCAGGGACAAAUACCAGCUCAAAGAGAAGGACAUGUUCUCAGUAUAGUAAAAGGGAAGAUGUACUUGUUAGGAGGUUCUGCGGAUCCAAAUGCUGAGGAAUGUUUACCUGGAAUCUACUGCUUUGACAUUGGAUCUCUAACAUGGCAGAAGCUGACAAGUAGUGGGGUAGCACCUCGGACUUUAAAACAUGGUGCAGCAGUGGUUGAGGAAAAUAUUUACAUUUUUGGAGGCAUUCGAAAUGGCACAGUUGUUGAUGACCUCCUAAUGUUUAACACAGUGUCUCUCACUUGGACACCAAUUAAAACCAAAGGCUCAGUACCAGCUGCCAGGUAUGGACAUACAUUGACUACAGUCGCAGAAUUAAUAUACAUGUUCGGAGGUUGGUCUGAGGAAAGCAUUUCUUUCAAAGAUGUUUACGUACUUGAUACAGCUACAUUCACAUGGCAGCUCUAUGAAGUGAAAGGUGAUGUACCAGACAGCAGAGCUUACCACACAUCCACACCCCAUCAUGACAAGGACAUUUAUGUGUUUGGAGGAACAAGUGAUUACCAAGAUGGUAACAUAACUUCAAUGAAUGAUGUCACAAAACUAAGCCUUGCAAAGAUGAAGUGGAAGCAACCACUUUAUGUUGGGAUUUCUCCUGUCUGCAGAGCUAAGCAUACAGCAUUUAUUCUUCACAGCCAUUUUUAUAUCUUUGGAGGCAUUAAUGAAGAGCAGGAAUUUAAUGACAUCUUGGUGAUGAAGCUUAUCAACCCUUCUGACAGACAGCCAAUUAUGAAGGAAAUUCUCUCUGAAUUUGGAAUCCAAGGAGUAAGCCACAGGUUCUCUCCAACUAAGAUACCAAAAGUAAGAUAUGACUUAUCAGAACCUCCAUAUCCUCCAGAAGUGGAAUCACCACCUCCAGUUGCUGUAAUAGAUGACAAAGAUUUCUGUGCAGUUCGAAACCAAGCUAUGGAUUUAAUUUCAAGAUCAUUUACCUUGCUGAACUCUGAAUUUCAGAAACUUAACAUAGAAAAGGCUGCAUUCACACAGGCCAAGAUUGCAUUUCAGCAAGAAAAGGAGGCAUAUGGGAAGCAAUACAGGAAACAACAACAGGAGCUCCAGGAAAUGCUUGAAAAACACCGGGUUCAGAAUGAGGCCUGGCUUCUAGCAAGAGCAGAAGAAAAUGACAAAGAAAGGAAGGAGUUAUGCAGACUGAGGGAAGAGAUACUGCAUGAUCAAGAAAAGCUGAAAGAGGAACAACAGAAAAUUGAAAAACGCAAUCAGCAACUGCUUAGCAUUAUGCAACAGUUCAAAGGAAUGUGAAGUGGUUUAUCUCCUGCAGUCUAAACUGUCAAGCAUGGAGUAAACAAUUGUCUGAAAUAUAUUUUAAAAUCAGUAAUCUGUGUCUGAUCCAGAGAUCAACAUUUAAAAUAAUCUGUGUUUUGUAUGUACCAGUAGUAGGAAGCCUUUUGAAUAAAAUAUGAAGACUGUUUCCGUCUAGAACCAGUGUUAUGAAGGCUAACAAAUAAAGAAAAUGAGCUGG
Messenger RNA from Protopterus annectens (West African lungfish), 1924 nucleotides. RefSeq names its product leucine-zipper-like transcriptional regulator 1. Bases 184 to 1704 code for a protein of 506 amino acids. Gene Ontology annotation, molecular function: protein binding. The record is from RefSeq and is a predicted model, not a curated record. The transcript has 19 exons. Lineage: Eukaryota; Metazoa; Chordata; Ceratodontiformes; Protopteridae.